ACCGUUUACUUCCGGAUGCAAAUGUCUCACUUCAUCAGAUGUUUCUUUAAUAAGGAGUGAAUAAGUAAAAUAGCAGUAACGGUAGUAACUCUUUUGUAAUAAGCUAAACUAAACAGAUUAAAUCUCCAGAAUGUUUUCGUUUAAUAUGUUUGAUCACCCAAUUCCACGGUCAUUCCAACGUUUCUCAACACAGUAUCGCUGCUACUCUGUGUCGAUGCUUGCAGGACCAAAUGACAGGUCUGAUGUGGAGAAAGGAGGAAAAAUUAUUAUGCCACCGUCAGCACUGGAUCAACUCAGUCGGCUUAAUAUUACUUAUCCCAUGCUAUUUAAAUUAAGUAAUAAAAACUCUGAUAGGAUGACGCAUUGUGGAGUACUUGAAUUUGUAGCUGAUGAAGGCAUUUGUUACCUUCCACACUGGAUGAUGCAAAACUUGCUGUUGGAAGAAGGGGGCUUGUUACAAGUCGAGAGUGUUAACCUUCCUGUUGCUACUUAUUCUAAAUUCCAGCCACAGAGUCCUGACUUCCUGGAUAUCACAAACCCCAAAGCUGUAUUGGAAAAUGCUCUUCGGAACUUUGCUUGCCUUACAACUGGUGAUGUAAUUGCAAUUAACUACAAUGAAAAGAUUUAUGAACUUCGUGUGAUGGAGACAAAACCAGACAGGGCCGUCUCCAUUAUAGAGUGUGAUAUGAAUGUAGAUUUCGAUGCUCCUCUUGGAUAUAAAGAACCUGAGAGGCUCCCACAUUCUGAAGAUUCAUCAGAGUUGGAAACAGAUCACAGUGAUUAUGUACCUGAUAAAGGAUUUCGGGCAUUUUCAGGAUCUGGAAACAGAUUAGAUGGAAAAAAGAAAGGAAUUGAACCAAGCCCUGCCCCACUUAAACCAGAGGAUAUGAAAAGGUGAUUUAUUUUAAGGGAGG
Protopterus annectens (West African lungfish) is the source of this 914-nucleotide messenger RNA. RefSeq names its product ubiquitin recognition factor in ER associated degradation 1 (gene UFD1). Gene Ontology annotation, cellular component: VCP-NPL4-UFD1 AAA ATPase complex. The transcript is spliced from 10 exons. Bases 131 to 898 code for a protein of 255 amino acids. NCBI's taxonomy places the organism in Eukaryota, Metazoa, Chordata, Ceratodontiformes, Protopteridae. Gene Ontology annotation, molecular function: polyubiquitin modification-dependent protein binding. The record is from RefSeq and is a predicted model, not a curated record.